Jaculus jaculus (lesser Egyptian jerboa) is the source of this 4916-nucleotide messenger RNA. It is a transcript of the gene Ccn4, whose product is annotated as cellular communication network factor 4. The coding region runs from base 184 to 1284 and encodes 366 amino acids. Gene Ontology annotation, molecular function: heparin binding; integrin binding. Gene Ontology annotation, biological process: signal transduction; cell adhesion. The record is from RefSeq and is a predicted model, not a curated record. Lineage: Eukaryota; Metazoa; Chordata; Mammalia; Rodentia; Dipodidae. Gene Ontology annotation, cellular component: extracellular matrix; extracellular region. The transcript has 5 exons.
UCCGUGGUGGAUCUGACGUCAGAUCUCGCUUUCAUAAACUCUCCCCCUGCCCCCCCUCCCGGGCCUGAGGACGGCUCUCUGCUGCUCCUGAUGGGCCGGGCCAGUCUGGGCCCAGCUCCCGGGAGAGAGAGGUGGCUGCAUCCUCUGGGUGAUCGGUGGCGCCUUGGCCACUGACCUCCAGGCAUGAGGUGGUUCCUACCCUGGACGCUGGCAGCACUGAUGGUUGUGGCAGGCAGCAUCCUGGCCACGGCCUUUACUCCAACCUCCACAACCACGGCUCUCACCUCAAUGCCACUGGAAGACGCAACGGCACGCCCCGAAUUCUGCAAGUGGCCGUGCGAGUGCCCGCCGUCCCCACCCCGCUGCCCACUGGGCGUCAGCCUGAUCACAGAUGGCUGUGAAUGCUGUAAGAUAUGUGCCCAGCAGCUUGGGGACAACUGCACAGAGGCUGCCAUCUGUGACCCCCACCGGGGCCUCUACUGUGACUACAGUGGGGACCGCCCGAGGUACGCAAUAGGAGUGUGUGCACAGGUGGUCGGCGUGGGCUGCAUCCUGGAUGGUGUGCGCUACACCAACGGCGAGUCCUUCCAACCCAGCUGUCGGUACAACUGCACCUGCAUCGACGGCACGGUGGGCUGCACGCCGCUGUGCCCGCACACGCGCCCCCCGCGCCUCUGGUGCCGCCAGCCUCGGCGCGUGAGCGUGCCCGGCCAGUGCUGCGAGCAGUGGCUGUGCGACGACGACGUGAGAAGGCCUCGCCAGACGGCACUGCUGGGCACCAGUGCCUUCGCAGCGGCGGACGCAGGAGAGCCCUGGCACAGGAACUGCAUCACCUACACCAGCCCGUGGAGCCCCUGUUCUACCACCUGUGGCCUGGGCAUUUCCACUCGGAUUUCCAACGUCAAUGCUCGAUGCUGGCCAGAGCAGGAAAGCCGCCUCUGCAACCUGCGGCCGUGUGACGUGGAUAUCCGUCCAUACAUCAAGGCAGGGAAGAAAUGCCUGGCUGUGUACCAGCCAGAGGUACCUAGGAACUUCACUCUGUCUGGAUGUGUCAGCACACGCACCUACCGACCUAAGUACUGUGGGGUCUGCACAGACAACAGGUGCUGCAUCCCCUACAAGUCCAAGACCAUCAAUGUCACUUUCCAGUGCCCAGAGGGAUCUGACUUCUCCCGGCAGGUCCUAUGGAUCAAUGCUUGCUUCUGCAACCUCAGCUGCAGGAAUCCUAAUGACAUCUUUGCUGAUUUAGACUCUUACCCGGACUUCCAAGAGGUUGCCAACUAGGUAGACACAGGGCUCAGGGAAGGGCUCCAUACUUGUGAGCUAGACAGCCUGCUUUGGCCCAGAGCUUCAAAAUUGAGCCUUCAUCUGUCUACUUCCUACCCACUUCCAAUUUCCCUGCUCCUGACCCUCAGCCUGGUCGUGUUUUGGAUCUCAUAAAUAGCCCAGGAGGGCACUGCUCAGGCUCAGAUAAUGGGCCCCUCCUCGACAUUUGCAUCACACCAAAGGAAAUGUAGCCCUGGCUACUCCAGAUAAGACUUAAGCCUGAUCCAGCCUGACAAGUUAUUAGUCAUCCUGAUGGAGCUUGCCCGAAUCCCAUUGAGCAGAAUCAGCCAGAGAGCCAACAUUACAGAUUCCCUCCUCAGAUGCCAAACUGGAGAACUUAUGGAAACAUGGGAAUAAGCUAUUAUUUGAACCCUGCCAAAUGGUGCUCUAAUGGGUACUCCUGUCCACAGCACACCAAAGGAGCUCUGGUUCCACAAGGUCACCAAACAUUUGCUACGUGAGAUGAAUGAUUGCGUGAUUUGGAUUUGCAAUUGAAAGUUGUAUCUAUUUAUCUAGGCAUGACUGAGGGUAAAUUUCUCUUCCAGCUUAUACUAUGAAGGGCCCAAAUUGGCUUUAUCCCAAUCAGACAUACGAUUUGAUAAACUUCAUUUUUUUCUCAUGGAAAAACACCCCUCUGGCUAGGACAAGGUCAGCCAAUAUUACAAGCUGCACCAAAUCUGCUGUUGGCCAAGUUCUGGCCAGCUGACCAACUCUUUUUUACAUUCAUCCUCUCCUCAACCUGGGGCUCAUGGGAAUUGAUGGGCACACUGGGCCUCUCUGUCCCAUGAGUGGUGCCCUGGAACAUUCUUCUGUGCUUGUUGGUCUUGGGAAAUUCCUCUAAAGAAAGCAGGACGAGUAUAUCCAACCAAGAAGUAGAUACCCUUCAUCAGUCUGGGUUGCUUCUGGCUAGGGAUAAUAUGGCCAGAAGGGGCUCAGGACACACCUCUUUCAACUUCAUAUCCUUUGCAACUGCAGAUCAAAAUUAUUCAGUUUUCUGGUCUUAAGACAGAGGUUGACCAGUUGUUCAGAAAUGCAAAUAUAUUUAAAACAGGUUUAAAAGACUAGAGAGGUCAAAUUAAAAGUAAAGGAAGAUUAUAAUAAAUGGUAGUGAGCAAUUAUUUAUUUUAUUAGUACAAUAUCAGACUUUCAUCAUUCUCUCAUUGGGUGUAUUCUCAUGUUCUCAGCAUUCUCCACAUACUUGCUUACUGAAUCUACAUGAUAAUGCUGAGAAGUUCCCAUCAUAAUUUCUGUUCUUAUAAAUGUGAAAUGGAAGCUUAAGACAUCAGGAAACUUGACCAGAGCCACCCAGCAUAGGAUUCAUACUGAAGUUAAACUAACUUCAUGAUCUCUAGUUCACUCCCUUGCCCCUACCUCUGGAACCUUCCAGAUGGUCACAACAGGAAAACAUAUUGAAACCAGCAAUGUCUUCUUCUCAUUUUUGAUUCUUAUAUAGCUCCUUUCCCAAGAGGAGGGAGUGUUUAGGUAUUUAAGUAUCCAAAAUAUAUAGGGUAGAGAAAAAGGCAUCAUUCUUCUGGCUCUUUUCUCCAUGAAGCCAGAAAUGGAUUCUAUUUUCCCCACUUUGCAUAUCAGGUGAUGUAAUGCUCUCACAAGGGAACUGUACUCAUCAUACAGAGGGGAUCUUAAGCAGAAGAAAAGAGGAAUUCAUUUCCUUAUUGUGACCUCCCAAGGCCUCACAAAAGAUCAGGCAAAAAUUCAAGACACGUUUGCUAAAUAAAAUAAAUUACAUACAUUCCUACUUUUCUCCAAAAACUCUUAUUCCAGUUGUGUGAAAAUUUUCAUUUUACCAGUGAAAAAUCCUAUAUUAAGUGUCAUAGGGAGAGUAGUUUAAAAUUUUCAAGACAAACAAGAACAUGCAUGUAAAGGGAAUUCACUCCUGUGACUAAUCUCCCUGUAACUUUGUGUGGAUCAUGUUGGAUUUUCUUAAAGUGGAAACACAUAUCACAACCUCAUAGGAAGCUCUGUAAAUGUCAUGAGCUAUGUUAUUAUGAGAUUUCUACCCCAAUUUGGGGAAUUGGACAUAAUAACCCAGGAAACAGGAAACCUCUUAGGAGGAAUCAGGACAAUCUUGGAAAUAGGAGAGAUGGCCAGAAUGGCUCAAUAGCUAUGGUUUUAAGAAAUGGCCCUGGCCUAUGUCAGGAAAGGGGAGAAUGUCUUUGAGCCAUGAGCUGGAAACCCAGGGAAGAAGAUAUGGACCUAGUAUUGUGGAGCUCUUUCUAACAGAAUCUUCCUGUGACAGUGUGGUCCAAUUCAUGAAAAGAAUGGUAUUCAUUAUAAAAAAAAAAAAAAACACCUGCUCAUCUAUUGAUUAUUUAUUCGGUUCCAAGUACUAUGGUACAUUUUAGACCAUGUUAUCAAUUAUCAAUCCAAUUCUGCAUAUACACCUCUUCCAGAUUUGAUAAGUGAAACUCUGAGACUCAACAGGGCUUAGAAGAUGGGGCUCAAAAUCACUCUUAUUCUUCUUUACCUGGCUGUCAGUGAGGCCUCUAGACAGAACCUGGGUAACUGCUACUGGAGACUCAUGUUGUCAGGGCUUCUAACAGACCACAGGAAGUAGCCCACUGUGCUCAGAGAAGAAGGAAAGGAAUACCAAGGAUGAACUAAUCUUUCUUAAAGAAACUCACCUCAGCCCUGAGAGCAAAUGUCUCCCAUGUGCUUUACCCUGGGAGAGGGAGGGCUAGCGUUCACUAAACCACCAAGUCUUACUAAGCUUUAUGAUUAGCAUUUGGAGAUCCCAGAGCACGUGUCAGGCCUGCUGCCAGACACUUUACUGAUGUGCCUCACUUAGUCCUCCAGUGAGCCUAGGAGCUACAGGGCUAUCAUUGCUCUCUUUCAGAGCUGAGACAGCUGUAUCUUCCUGGAAUUAAGUAAUCUGCUUUGGUUCUUACCAGCCAGGGAACUGCAGACCUUGAUCAUAAACCCAGGGUCAUCGACACCUGAGCCAUCUCUUCUAUAUCUCUCUUCCUGCUAAUCCUGUCCCCAAACCAAAGAUGUGACAUUCAUAGGAGGUGCUUUGUUGGCCAAUGCUGAAAAUUUAAACUUUGAGGUGAUUCAGAGAACAAUCAAAGAAAGUAGUUUCAAAUGAUAUGAUUGUCUGUAAUCUCCUCAUAUGGUACUGCAUAUGCACCAGGAUUGUGAGGAAAUAGUGUAGCCCGUGACUGUUAUGUUGUCUUAUGUCACUGCUUUUGAAAGACUUGUGUUGAUUAAAGGGACUACAAUGAUAGCCCCCCUGCAUAGCAGGGAAUUGGGAAAGGUAACACUUAACUCCGUAUCUCUGCAUAGAUACGUAUGUGUGUGUGUGUGUAUUUGUAUGUAUAUAUUCAUUUUCAAACUGUGAUUGAAUAUGUAAAUAUUUCUACUGCCAUUUUCUAAGUGAAUACAUGAUGCACAUGAAGAAAUAUCUUUGAAUUUCCCAGUAGAAGAAAAAAUAGCCCUUGGGCAAUCUGUCAUGUUUUGCCACAGUCCUCAUUUUUCUCAUAACUUGUGUAGCACAGAAUGUGUUUGCUCGAUGUGACGGGUUUUCAAUGCUCAUGGCUUUUCUCCUUAAAGCAAUAAAUCAUCAGCAAAAGUAA